AUGGAUUUUCCUUUGGACCAUGAGUACGAUUUGUUAUCAGAUGAUGAUGAAGAAAUCCUGCAGUAUUUGGAAACGCCGUUUUUCUUUCGAAGAGUCUUUGUUCAAAGUGAUUUGUUCAGUUCAUUACGAGAAGACGAAUUUUUGAAAAGGUUUCGCUUAAGUAAACAAAGCGCAGUGUUCCUGCUUGAUAAAAUUGUUCAUAAUUUUCCAAAUGAUGUCAACAGGAACCGAAACGCUGUAUCACCAAUGAACCAGCUCUUAUGCACAUUAAGAUAUUUCGCAACUGGUAGCCAACUAACUGCUUGUGGCGAUGUCAUUGGAGCUCAUGAGUCUACCGCCUGUAGAAUAUUACACCGAGUGACACACGCUAUUGCCUUUUUAUAUUCAGAUUUUAUAAAAAUGCCCAUUACUGCUACUGAACAAAACAGUGUCGGGGCUAAGUUUUACGAUGUAGCAAAAUUUCCCCGUGUCAUUGGGGCAAUAGAUUGCACCCAUAUAAAAAUUUUAUCUCCAGUAUUAUCAAUAGGUGGUGAUGAACAUGCAGAAAUUUAUAGGAAUAGAAAAGGAUACUUUUCCAUUAAUACCCAGUGCAUAUGUUCAGCCAAUCUACUUUUUUUAGAUGUAGUGGCCCGUUGGCAUGGUUCAGUACAUGAUGCCAAUAUUUGGGAUAACUGUGCACAAAAGAGAAACUUUGUACAGGGAGUUUACAAUGACAAAUUAUUGGUUGGGGAUAGUGGUUAUGCACAGACUAGAUAUAUGAUGACACCUUUACCUGAAAAUGCACCUAGUACUAGAGGUGAAAAACUAUAUCAAGAAUCACAGAUAAGAACUAGAAAUGUGAUAGAACGUGCAUUUGGUAUAUGGAAGAGAAGAUUUCCUAUUCUAUCAAAGGGCAUUAAUGUGAAAUUAAAAAGAGUGCCAGGAAUUAUCAUUGCUACUGCAGUUCUACAUAAUAUUGCAAUUCUCCAAAAGGAUUUGAUACCACCGCCUGAGGGUGGAGAAGAACCAUAUACCCUUGAGAUGCCAGUUAACAAUACUACUUUGCCUAGAAGUAUAACAGGCAAUAUUGAAAGAACGUUAUUAAUAAAUAACUAUUUUGCCAGGUUAUAAUAAACAAUUAAUAAAAGACUAAAUAAAA
Molecule: messenger RNA, 1138 nt
Organism: Melitaea cinxia (Glanville fritillary)
Lineage: Eukaryota; Metazoa; Arthropoda; Insecta; Lepidoptera; Nymphalidae
Product: putative nuclease HARBI1
Exons: 5
Coding region: 1-1110 (369 amino acids)
Source: RefSeq, a predicted model, not a curated record